ACCAGAUGCUGCCCGAGCUCCUUCCUUUAUCUCGGAAGAUUUCUCUGGAGUUUGCAUAUGCAAUGGUCACUUCGAUGUCCCACAUAUACCGGUGGAGUUUACCGCUCUCCCAAAUGUGGUAGUUCAUUCUAGGGCAUAUGAUGGGCCAGAGCCAUUUAAAGGACACAGAGUAUGUAUAGUAGGAACUGGGCCUAGUUCGGCUGAUAUUGCUUAUGAAGUUGGUAAG
This is a messenger RNA of Perkinsus marinus ATCC 50983, 226 nucleotides long. Its product is annotated as dimethylaniline monooxygenase, putative. Lineage: Eukaryota; Perkinsozoa; Perkinsida; Perkinsidae. The annotation marks the transcript as partial. The transcript has 2 exons. The record is from RefSeq and is a predicted model, not a curated record. Gene Ontology annotation, molecular function: NADP binding; flavin adenine dinucleotide binding; N,N-dimethylaniline monooxygenase activity.